Meriones unguiculatus (Mongolian gerbil) is the source of this 339-nucleotide messenger RNA. RefSeq names its product U6 snRNA-associated Sm-like protein LSm3. Gene Ontology annotation, molecular function: RNA binding. Lineage: Eukaryota; Metazoa; Chordata; Mammalia; Rodentia; Muridae. The transcript has 2 exons. Gene Ontology annotation, cellular component: Lsm1-7-Pat1 complex; U6 snRNP; precatalytic spliceosome. Gene Ontology annotation, biological process: P-body assembly; mRNA splicing, via spliceosome. The record is from RefSeq and is a predicted model, not a curated record.
AUGACAGGAUACGAAGAGGGCGCAGCAUUUGAAACAUGUGGAAGAUGUGAUCAGCAACAGACUAUGAAUACUGUAGAGGAAACCCUGGAUCUCAUCAGGCUCAGUUUAGAAUCGUGAAUUUAUGUGAAGAUGAGAAACGACUGAGAGCUUCCAGGCAGAUUACAUGCUUAUGGUCAACGUUUAUAUAUGAUCCUGGGAAAUGUAGAAGAAUCUGUGACAACAAUAGAGAUUGAUGAAAAAACAUAUGAAGAGCUAUAUGAAUCAACAAAACAGAACAUCCCAGUGCUUUUCGUCUGGGGAGAUGUUGUUCUAGUUGCCCCUCCAUUGAGAGUUGGCUGA